Sardina pilchardus (European sardine) is the source of this 6204-nucleotide messenger RNA. It is a transcript of the gene fnbp1l, whose product is annotated as formin binding protein 1-like. Lineage: Eukaryota; Metazoa; Chordata; Actinopteri; Clupeiformes; Clupeidae. Gene Ontology annotation, molecular function: protein binding. Gene Ontology annotation, biological process: signal transduction. The record is from RefSeq and is a predicted model, not a curated record. The transcript has 16 exons. The coding region runs from base 168 to 1982 and encodes 604 amino acids.
AUCCCAACUUCCUGUGUGAGCGCUGAAUCAGAGACAGACAGUUCCUCUCUGGAAUUGGCUCAGCAGCGCUAAGGAGGUUACACGACGACAGACGGUGAAACAGUCUAGGAGUUUUGAACGGGGGAUACGUUGACAAUUGGAGAGUUUUGUCCGAAGAGCAACCAGCCAUGAGUUGGGGAAUAGAUCUUUGGGACCAGUUUGAAAACCUCGACAAACACACACAAUGGGGGAUCGACUUCCUGGACAGAUAUGCAAAAUUUGUGAAAGAGCGGCUGGAAAUCGAACAGACGUAUGCAAAGCAAUUAAGGAACCUGGUGAAGAAAUACUGCCCAAAACGCUCCAAAGACGACGAGCCCAGGUUCACGUCCUGCAUCUCGUUCUACUCCAUUCUGAAUGAGCUGAAUGACUAUGCAGGUCAGAGAGAGGUCGUUGCCGAGGAGAUGGGACACAAGGUGUAUGGUGAGCUGAUGAAAUACUCACAGGACCUCAAGUGUGAGAGGAAGCAUCAUCUUCAGGAAGGCAGAAAGGCACAACAAUAUUUGGACCACUGUUGGAAACAGAUGGACAGUAGCAAGAAGAAGUUUGAGCGUGAGUGCAAAGAAGCGGAGAAAUGCCAGCUGCUCUUCGAGAGGCUGGACAACGACAUCAACGCCACCAAGUCCGAGGUGGAGAAGGCCAAGGCCCAGCUGUACCUUAGAACACACAUGGCGGACGAGAGCAAGAACGAGUACGCCGCGCAGCUGCAGACCUUCAACCGCGAGCAGUGGAAGCACUUCAACUCGGCCAUCCCGCAGAUCUUCAAGAACCUGCAGGACAUGGAUGAGCAGCGGACGGUGAAGCUGGGCGAGACGUACCGGAGCUUCGCCGAGGUGGAGCGCCGCGUCGUGCCCAUCGUCUCCAAGUGCCUGGAGGGAAUGGUGUCGGCCGGGAAGGCCGUGGACGAGAGAAAGGAUUCAACCAUCGUGGUGGAAUCCUUUAAGUCCGGCUUCGAGCCUCCGGGCGACUUCCCCUUCGAGGACUUCAGUCAGAACAUCCAGCGGACCGGGUCGGACGGAACCAUCGGCACGCCCAAGAACGAGGGCGGCAAACCCGACCCCAAACACUCGAUGAGCAAAGCCAAGAACAAGCUCUGGCUCUUUGGUAAAAAACCAAAGCUGCCCCCUCCGUCGGCCCCCCCACCGGCACACCCCCCCCGCAACUCCCACCCCUCCCGCCCCCCCCACCCUUCCCAUCAGACCCAGCGGGUCCCCACAGAGCGCCCGGCACAGCAGCGCCACGGCGCGGACACGAGGGCGCACCGCCCCAAGGGCCCACUGGGGGCGCUGAGGAGAGGGGCUCCGACGUUGGAAGACCUCAGUCACCUGCCCCCCGAACAAAGACGCAAGAAGCUGCAGCAGAGGAUCGAGGAGCUCAACAAAGAACUGCAAAAAGAAAUCGACCAAAGAGACGCUCUAAACAAGAUGAAAGACGUGUACGAGAAGAACCCGCAGAUGGGCGACCCCAGCAGUCUGCAGCCCAAGAUCUCCGAGACCAUGUGCACUAUGGAGCGCCUGCGCUCCGAGAUCCACAAAAAUGAGAGCUGGUUGUCGGAGGUGGAGGGGAAGCAGAGCUCCCGCAGUGACCGUCGGCCCAGUGCAGAUGUGAACCAUCAUGCGCCUCACGGGAGAGAGAGCCCCGAGGGUAGUUACACAGAAGACCCCAGUCAGGAGCACCGCGGCCCCCCCCAGCCGGACCCCCACGAGUUUGACGACGAGUUUGAUGAUGAUGAUCCACUACCAGCCAUUGGCCACUGCAAAGCACUCUAUGCAUUUGAUGGCGCUAACGAGGGCACUCUGGUGAUGAAGGAGGACGAGGUGCUGUACGUGAUCGAGGAGGACAAGGGCGACGGCUGGACGCGGGCGCGCAAGCAGACGGGCGAGGAGGGCUACGUCCCCUCCUCCUACGUGGACAUCACGCUCGAGAAGAACAGCAAAGGUUCCUGAGUGGAGGUGGUGGGGUGUGUGUUGGUGAGGCAUUUUGGUGGAGGGCACACACGGCUCUCACUCUUUAAGGGGGGUGGGGUGGGGUGGGUGGGGGGGGUUUGAAGGAGCGUUGGCAGGACAGAGCAGGACGCAGGAGGGGGGUGGACGAUGGUGCCGAGAGGGAGCAGAGGAGAGACAAAGCCCCUUAGAGAUGCAGGACGCAUGUUUGCAUGCAAAUCCAUCUUUCACUUUGACCAUCCACCCUUCCAUUCCCUUAACAGCACCAGAGAUGUCUAGGAGAAGGGGAGAGAGAGAGAGAAAGAGAAGGAAAGAUAAAAAGAAAGUAGAAAGAAAGAGAGCAAGAAACAAAAGAACUGGGGUGAGAAGGGGAGUGAAAGGGUGUGGGAUGAAAGGGGGGGGGGGUUGUUAUCUCAAAGCUUCAGGUAGGAAAGUAUCCGAUAGUAGUCAUAAAUCACCCUUUGCCAAGUCCAGCAUGCAUUGGUCUUCAUCUCCUCUCCAGAGAGUGCGUCCGGCCCCCCCGGCCAUCCACCGGCGUCCUCCACUAACCAGCCUGCCUUCUAGCUUUCGUCUGCUGCGGCGUGUCCAGCCCUCGCUGGGCAUGAGAUACUAGCCCUCCUGCCUCCUCCCCCCCCCGUGUCCAGCCCUCGCUGGGGACGAGAUACUAGCCCUCCUGCCUCCUCUCCUCCCCUGCCAUUCUGUAUGCUCACUGUGUCUUGCUCUGCUCCUGCCUGAACACUGUGUCGUUUUUUAACCCUCCGCAACCCUCCGGGACACCUCAGGUCCACUCCUGUGCGCUCUCGUUGUUUUUUUUGUUUUUUCUCAUAUCAUGACUCUUCUUCCUUUGUUUCCUUUCUCUGGUCAUGUAUGCUUUGUUCAUGUUUUUGUUUUUUUUCUUUAUGUUACUGUUGACUUGUUGCCUUGCCGACGCCACCAUCUUGAAUGUUAACACCGUGUCAUGUAACCCAUCACAUCGCAUUGCAUCAUAUCGCAUCGCAUCUUUGCUGUUCAUCAGACGCUCCAGACGAGUCUGUAGCGCAGCAGCCACUGCUGAGCCCAAAACACCCCCUCUACUCCCCCCCACUUCUCCAACACCACCUCCCACUCACUGCGCCAGUGCUGCAACCAGUGGAGGACUUCUGCAGUACCAUCCCACACCACCAGAGGGUGCUCCCACAACGCGCAGAGCAGCAGCAACAGCAGCAGCAACAGCAACAGCACCAGGUGGUCUGGAGGUCCUCAAGUGUGGAUGCUGGAGAACUCCCAGUCCCCUUCCUCUCCACACAGAGAGAGCGCUGACCGCAGAUCCACACUGACCAACGCAACACCAGCGUCUGCAGCCCAACCCAGCCCAACCCAACCCAACCCAACCCAACCCAGCCCAACCCAACCCAACCCAACCCAGCCCAACCCAACCCAACCCAAACAAGCUCAGCCUAGUGCCUUGAUGUUGCCCUAACCGUGUUCAAAUGGAUGAGGCGCGGAGUGAAUAGCAGUCCAUCUCUUGCUCCGCUCCUCACCAUGAGGGGGCAGGUAGGGGAGAUGGGAUGUCAUCGGUGCUCCCUCCCCCAACCAUGCCCCAUGUUUGGCGCCCCCUGCUGGUGAAUCUCUUUUUCAACUCUUGCAAUAUCACAGGUGCUUGGCAGACAUAAACACACGCACACACACACACACACACACACACACACUGGUGCUCACGACUGCUUCCCCAAACCAGUGAACCACAAUCAUCAGAAAAAUAUACAUCUUUUCUAAAGCGUCUAUGUUUAUUGUGAAUGUGAUUUUUAUUUUUUAUUUUUAUUGUUUUGUGAUAUGCAUACACAACUCAUGCAUAUAUGCACAGCAUAUUCGCUGUGCUUAUUAUGCCUGUGAGGUAUGUCUGAUUUGCCUAGUCUGAUUUUAUACAUUACAGAAAUCGUAUGUUUUUAAUAUUCUCUCAUUCCAUACUGAAUGUGUUUUUUAUCUUCACGACUUUUUAAAUGGGGGGAGGGGAGAGGGGUGCAAUAAGCAAGCAUUUUUCGCCUCUCAUGAUUGUGCUGUUAGCCCAUUGUAACCAUGCUCUUCUGACUAGAGACCUGGUCUUGACUAAUGCACUUUUUUUACCCUAUAGCAUUUGAAAUAAUAAUGAAUAAAUUAAUGAAUGAUGUCGUUCCUUUAUGCUACCUUUUUAUUGCUUCUUUCCUUUUGUAAAAAUGUACAGUCCAGGCAGCAGUGACCACUAUGGUAUAUAGGAUGUCUUGAAAAAACUGAGAGGAAUAAAUAUUUCAGCUCCCUCCUCCCCCCUUUGCUUUGGCCCUUCUCUGAUAUACUAUGCUGUGGUUACUCCUGGGAAAGGACACCUAAAAGAAGAGACGUUUGUAUUUUAAAGAUCUCAAACUGAGUAGCCCCUUGUUGCUGCCUGUUACGGUCCCCUGUGACGGAGGAGUGUGUUGGGUACAGCAGGUUUAAACCCAGUCUGGGCUGGACCCCACACCUAGAAACCCAGUCUCAGCUGGAUCCCUCAGACUUCGAAUCAGAUCUCAGCCUGAUCCAGCUGACUGAGUAGUUGAUCUGGUCUGGAUCUGGUCGAUAUAUAUACACCACAUAUGAGUCAGAUCUGGUAGAUUCACAACAGAUCUCCUUUGAAUUUCCAGUAAUUUCCAGCAAUUUACAACAAAUCUGUUCUGAAUCUAGCUGAGAUUUACAACAGAUCUGCCCUGAGUCUCAGCAGAGACAAACCAGAUCUGCUCCAAUUCUCCAGCAGAUUCCGUCUGCUCCGAUGGCCUGCUUCUGGCUGUGGCCUUUCAGGAUGUUCAGACUCAGGCGUUUGGAGGUCUGACUCUUGCGGUCGCUGAGAUGGGUUCCGUCCGGCCGGAGGGCCCCCGACGCCGUACUUCUCCUCCAGGCAGCGCAGGGGCAGCUCCUCCACGUCCAUGUGGCUGACCUUUUGACCUUUUGACCUUUUGACCUUUUGACCUUUCAAUUAUUCGAGUAUUGGAAACUGUGACGUCUCCUAUCCUAUCCUACCCUUCCUUUUCAUGGCAUCGGGAUUGUUUUUGUUUAUGUCGAAUGUGAAGCUGCUGAUGGGUGUGUAAAGGUGACUGUGUAUGUGAGUGUGUGUGUGUGUGUGUGUGUGUGUGUGUGUGCGCGCGCGUGUGUGUGUGUGUUAUGGAUUUCUUAUGAGAGAUGCUUCUUUGGGGCCUUUUUCAUUUCUUCAAAUGGAGUCUAAUAGUGGAGACCUUGUCUUGGGUAACAAUCAUCAGUGCUGUGGUUGUAACUCAGCCCCUGCUGGGUGCUUUCUGGCAAGGUCACUUGUGGUGGCUCGUGCCUGUUAUUUUGGCGUAAGUCAGCCAGACUACAGACUUCCCCUGCUCUGUUCAUCUUUUGGGAAAAGACAGUAUUUAGCGACUACAGUGUCGCACAGGUUGACUUGGUUAAUACAUCCAGUUUAGUGUUGACUGUUGACAUACAUUUCACACAACCCGAUUGUACCAGAGUGCAUUAAGGUGGUAAUCCAGUGCUGUCUCAUUGUAAAAAACUGACUUAUAAUCACUCCAUGUGUGUUUUGUUUUUAUCAAACUUCUUUUCAAUAACAAGUUGCUGCAGGCAUGGUCUGUGAAAGUAGGUUACUGUUGCACCUUACUCUGGCAUCUCAUUCUGGAUGUGUAUAUUUGAACAAUGAUGCCCCUUUCAGCAGAGGCUGUAGUGCUCCAGGUUAGACACCAUGCUUCAUGUAAAACACUAACUAAUCCUGCAGAGGGCGCUCUUCUGCCAAGAGUCAUGCUGCCAUACAACUAUUAAUAUCGUCAUCGCCAUCUUAAUUAGACAAAUUCAUCGAUAGAUUUAAACAGCAGUAACAGGCCAUUUUCACCACAUCAUCGAGUAUUGUGCAUAUCUUAACAUAACCCAUCGAUGCAUUGUAACUAUUAUCUUACUGAUUCUAUAGUAUGUACUGUUCUCUCAACACACCACUUUGAGAGGCCUGUCACCCAGUCGUGCUCGACCUCUGGGAGCAGGAGCAUCACCCCGGUGGACACACCAACUGUGGAGAACCGCAGCACGGACCACCGACGACAAUGUUUUUUCUGUUGUUGUUGACGUUGAAAUGUACAGAAAUUCAGUUGGAUGGCAGUACUUCCUCAUCUGUGCUCUCGUGGGCAUGUUUCCUUAUACUUUUAAAUGUUGUGACACAUGGCAUUCAUCCUGUUCUCUUUCCAUACAUUGUUCUAAUAAAAUGUACAUACAA